Leguminivora glycinivorella is the source of this 2116-nucleotide messenger RNA. RefSeq names its product kelch-like protein diablo (gene dbo). Gene Ontology annotation, molecular function: protein binding. NCBI's taxonomy places the organism in Eukaryota, Metazoa, Arthropoda, Insecta, Lepidoptera, Tortricidae. The record is from RefSeq and is a predicted model, not a curated record.
CAUUAAAAAUUGACUAGUGGACAAAAUUACGAUGCCAUCAUUUUUUAUCAUAGUAAACAUAAAAACAUCUGUGAUUAUAAAAUCGAUGUGCCGUUAACUGUAUAAGAGUUUCCAUCCUCGGGGCGCUCCGCGGUCGUUCGCGCUCCCUGGAGUGGUGUUUCGUGUCCAGUGAAGGCAAUCCUCAAAGAUUGACUCCGUGUGGGGUUGGGCUUCGCCCCCGCUGCGCUUGCAGCUGGGAAACUCGCGAGGGCACAAGAGGAUGGGCGAGGGCGGGUCGCCGGGCGGCGGCGCUCGGCUGUCGCACACCUCGGAGAAGCACCCGCGCGCCGUGCUCGGCGAGCUGUCAGCUCUCCGGCGGCAUCGCGAGCUGUGCGACGUCGUGCUCAACGUCGCGAAUCGGAAGCUGUUCGCUCACAGAGUGAUCCUAUCAGCAUGCAGCCCGUACUUCCGCGCGAUGUUCACCGGCGAACUCGCCGAGUCGCGAGCGACGGAGGUGACCAUCCGAGACGUGGACGAACAGGCCAUGGAACAGCUGGUCGAGUUCUGCUAUACUGCCCAUAUUGUGGUGGAAGAGAGCAACGUCCAGGCGUUGCUGCCAGCCGCCUGCCUCCUCCAGCUGCAAGAGAUCCAGGACGUCUGCUGCGAGUUCCUCAAGAGGCAACUAGACUGCUCCAACUGCCUCGGCAUCAGGGCCUUCGCCGACACCCAUUCCUGUCGCGAACUGCUGCGUAUAGCUGAUAAGUUCACGCAGCAGAACUUUCCAGAGGUUAUGGAAAGCGAAGAAUUCCUGUUGCUACCAGCAGCCCAGCUCAUAGACAUCGUGUCGUCAGAUGAGCUGAACGUUCGCUCCGAGGAGCAGACCUUCCAGGCUGUCAUGUCCUGGGUGAAGUAUAACGUCGCUGAGAGGAGACAGCAUCUAGCACAGGUCCUCCAACACGUCCGGCUGCCACUCCUGAGUCCCAAGUUCCUCGUGGGCACGGUGUCGUCCGAGCUGCUGAUCCGCUCCGACGACGCCUGCCGCGACCUGCUGGACGAGGCCAAGAACUACCUGCUGCUGCCGCAGGAGCGCCCGCUCAUGCAGGGGCCCAGGACUCGCCCCAGGAAACCCACCAGGCGAGGUGAAGUCCUAUUUGCCGUCGGCGGCUGGUGUUCGGGCGACGCCAUAGCGUCGGUCGAACGCUUCGACCCACAGACCGCCGAAUAAAUGGUGGCGCCCAUGUCCAAGCGGCGAUGCGGCGUCGGCGUGGCCGUGUUACAUGAUCUCUUAUACGCAGUCGGCGGGCAUGACGGACAGAGCUACCUCAACAGUAUUGAGAGAUAUGAUCCUCAGACCAAUCAGUGGUGUGGUGCUGUAGCCCCGACAUCCUCUUGCCGAACAUCCGUGGGUGUGGCGGUGCUAGACGGCGCACUGUAUGCCGUAGGAGGACAAGAUGGCGUCCAGUGCCUCAACCACGUCGAGAGAUACGAACCCAAGGAGAACCGGUGGACCAAAGUAGCAGCAAUGACGACGCGACGGCUCGGCGUUGCCGUGGCCGUUCUAGGCGGCGCUCUAUACGCUGUGGGUGGCUCGGACGGACAGAGCCCGCUCAACACUGUGGAGCGGUACGAUCCCAGAGCAAACAAAUGGACGCCCGUAGCGCCCAUGUCGACGCGACGCAAGCACCUCGGCUGCGCCGUGUUCGACGGACAGAUCUACGCCGGGGGCAGAGACGACUGCACUGAACUGUCUUCUGCUGAAAGAUACGACCCGGCCUCGGACGCGUGGUCGCCCGUGGUGGCCAUGACGUCGCGGCGCAGCGGCGUGGGGCUCGCCGUCGUCAACGGCCAGCUCUACGCCGUCGGCGGCUUCGACGGCACCGCCUACCUGAAGUCCAUCGAGGUGUUCGACCCGGAGUCGAACCAGUGGCGGCUGUGCGGCGCCAUGAACUAUCGCCGGCUCGGCGGCGGCGUCGGCGUCAUGCGCGCGCCGCACCACGACAACCACUACAUCUGGAACCGCAAAGACUCCGUGGUAUGAGCCACGCCCGCCUCACUCGUUACUCAUUUUAUUUUAUUGUUAAUAAAAACUAUAUGAUUAAUUGACUAUUUAUAAAUAAAUGAAAUACUUUAGAAUAUA